GCAAACCAGUCAGUGAGUGAGAUGCGUCGUGUGUAUGCGUCAGGCCGCCUACACUCCAGUUGCAAAUUGAAUCUUUUGUUGCGAAAUUUUUCUGUUGCAACAGGAAGAUGGAUGUGGUGGGGUGACGUUCCGGUUGGACCGCCAGAUGCGAUAUUGGGCAUCACGGAAGCUUUUAAUAAAGAUGAAAAAGCGAAUAAAAUUAAUCUUGGUGUGGGAGCGUACAGAGACGAUGAUGGCAAGCCCUAUGUGUUGCCUGUCGUACGGAAAGUUGAGGAGAGGCUAAUGGAGAGACGGUUGAACAAGGAGUACAUCGGGAUUAGCGGAAUACCAGACUUUACACGAGCAUCGGCCAGACUCGCUUUGGGCAAAGAAAAUGAGCAAAUCUCUAAUGGGCUGACAGUAACUGUUCAGACUCUCUCUGGCACCGGGGCAUUACGUGUCGGAGCGGCAUUUAUCAAGCGAUUUUUUCCAUUUAACAAAGUUGUUUACUUGCCAUCUCCGUCUUGGGGUAACCAUUUGCCCAUAUUCAGAGAUUCCGGUCUAGAAGUCAAAACGUAUCGAUACUAUGAUGCAGACACGUGUGGGUUUGACUUUUCGGGCAUGAUGAAGGAUUUAGAAAACAUUCCUGAGAAGUCGGUUGUUUUACUUCAUGCUUGUGCUCACAAUCCAACUGGUGUUGAUCCAAAACAAGAUCAGUGGCAAGAGAUGUCACACCUGAUGAAGUCUCGAAAGUUACUGCCAUUUUUUGAUAUGGCCUACCAGGGCUUUGCUUCUGGUUGUGUAGAUCGAGAUGCCUUCGCAGUUCAUCAGUUUGUUAGAGACGGACAUGAAAUUUUGCUGGCACAAUCGUUUGCGAAGAACAUGGGUCUUUAUGGUGAACGUGUGGGCCAUCUCACGCUCGUUUGUGAGUCGUCUGAUCAAGUGAAGGCCGUCGAGUCACAACUGAAGAUUAUCAUUCGACCGAUGUACUCGAGCCCUCCAAAACAUGGUGCACUCAUUGCUUCAGAGAUUCUCAACACAUCUGAGCUGUACGACCAAUGGCUUCUUGAGUUAAAAGGCCUUGCUGAGCGGAUUAUUAACAUGAGGCACAAAUUAAUGGAGAAUCUAGAAAAUGAAGGAUCGACACGAAGUUGGAUGCAUGUGAAAGACCAGAUUGGAAUGUUUUGCUACACAGGUCUUGAUCAGAAUCAGUGUGAACGGCUUGUACGCGAAUUUUCUGUCUAUUUGACCAAAGAUGGCAGGAUAUCAAUGGCUGGUGUUACAACCAAGAAUGUUGGCGAUCUGGCUCAUGCGAUUCAUACGGUUACAAAAUGAUGUAAGCAAGUCCAAGUCCAAGUAAUGAUAUACUAAUCACUGUAGUCUGUACAUGUAAUUAAUGAUGUGGCAUUAUGGAAAUAUUUUUCUUGAAAGUGAACGAAUGUGGAAUUUCGUUUCUUUAAUCUGACUAUUACUUGAGCACGUGAAACUAUUGAGAAGGCGUGUUUUCUUGAGGCAGGGUGAGUGGCUAGUACGUGUCGUACAAGUACAAUAGUUGUUGAUAAUAAUGCAGGCAUGCUUUUGUCACAAAAUGCGCUGUGUACAUGUAUACAGCUUACUGCUGUUGUAUAGUAUUGCUGGGGUGGAUCUAGAGGGGUUAUGCAACCGUGCAAACACACACACACACACACACAC
Molecule: messenger RNA, 1671 nt
Organism: Corticium candelabrum
Lineage: Eukaryota; Metazoa; Porifera; Homoscleromorpha; Homosclerophorida; Plakinidae
Product: aspartate aminotransferase, mitochondrial-like
Exons: 12
Coding region: 22-1314 (430 amino acids)
Biological process (GO): L-aspartate catabolic process; biosynthetic process
Cellular component (GO): mitochondrion
Molecular function (GO): L-aspartate:2-oxoglutarate transaminase activity; pyridoxal phosphate binding
Source: RefSeq, a predicted model, not a curated record